Sorex araneus (European shrew) is the source of this 1643-nucleotide messenger RNA. RefSeq names its product achaete-scute family bHLH transcription factor 4 (gene ASCL4). Gene Ontology annotation, molecular function: DNA-binding transcription factor activity, RNA polymerase II-specific; RNA polymerase II transcription regulatory region sequence-specific DNA binding; protein dimerization activity. The coding region runs from base 336 to 830 and encodes 164 amino acids. Lineage: Eukaryota; Metazoa; Chordata; Mammalia; Eulipotyphla; Soricidae. The transcript has a single exon. Gene Ontology annotation, biological process: developmental process; regulation of transcription by RNA polymerase II. The record is from RefSeq and is a predicted model, not a curated record.
GGGUCACUGCUGCUGCUGCUACUGUUACCACUAUUUUGAAAUAAGCGCCAAGGAUUCCAAGCGCUUUGGAUUUGGAGAGUCCCACUGGUGGGCGAUCAGCUCCGUCUGCUCCGGAUUGAAAACAGAGAGAAGGCAAGCCAAGAUUGGAGCGUGUGCCAUGCAGCAAGGGAUGUUUGCCGAGUUUCCUUGACGCCUGCCGGGGGGCGGGUGGGAGAGCGGGACCCCCGUCCCGAGGUCAGCCCCGCCGCGCCCGCGCGCAGCCCGCAUGGGCCCGCCUCUCCGCCCGCGAGCUUAGACCUCCGCCGCGCGUCGCUCGCAACACCCGCCGGCCGAGGAUGGAGAGACGCAAAGCCGGCGCGCUGCUGAGCUGGCCCUACCACCUCCGCCCCGCGGCGCUGGGGAUGCCCGGGGGGACGCUGCCGCGCCUGCCGCGGCGGGACCCCUGCAGGGUCUCCUCCUGGCGCCUGGACUCGGCGGCCGGGGAGCGGACGCCGGCCGGAGCCGCCCCGCGGCGGCCUUACCUGCCGCUGCCGCUGGAGGGCGCCUUCGAGCCCGCCUUCCUCCGCAAGCGCAACGAGCGCGAGCGGCAGCGGGUGCGCUGCGUCAACGAGGGCUACGCGCGCCUGCGGGAGCACCUGCCCCGGGAGCUGGCCGAGCGGCGGCUCAGCAAGGUGGAGACGCUGCGCGCCGCCAUCGGCUACAUCAAGCACCUGCAGGAGCUGCUGGACGGCGCCGGGCCGCCGUGCCGGGCCGAGUGCAACAGCGACGGCGAGUCCAAGACCUCCUCGGCGCCUUCGCCCUGCAGCGAGGCCGAGGAGGGGGGCGUCUAGCGGGCGCCCCGGGGCCCCGCGCGCCCGGGACUUCUGGGCUGGGGGGGGGUGCGCAGAAAGUGGUUUGCAUUUUUAUUAUUUUCUUUUCAACUUUCCGUUUUAGAGCGGGGGUCGGGGGGUGGAAAACCCUCUCCGUACUUUAGGGAAGAAAAGAAAAACGUACUUUUUCUGUGUUCUGGGGGUCCUGCCUGCCACCCUUAUUUGGGUCAGGUCCCUGAACCUUAGGGGUGCUUAUUGAGGAAAUGUUCGAAAAUGCAAACUGCAAGGUCCUGGAGCCCCUCGUUUAUAACAACAACAACAACAUUGUUCGGCAAGCGCAAAGGGCCGUGAACAACUGGAAAUUCCCAGAGUUGGUGGAGUGGGUAAAUUGUGGGCACAAAUAUUGGGCCCACGGAAGAAGAAUUCCCGGCCCCGUCCCCCCACCUCAGCCCCCCAGCUCCCAAUAAAUACGCCACAGCUCUCCAGAUGACGGGAGGGCUUUUCUGCAUUUACUUCUUUGGGGGAUUAGUCAGCAACGCUCUUUUCUAUUUUGGGCCAAGGUGUCUGUAUAGCAACUGGGAACGCGGCCGCUCAGGGCUGCGAUGCGCCCAGGCUGAGUCCGUGCACGGUGUUGCUACAGGGGCUUUCUGUCUUCCAUGCACCCCAUAAUUCCCCAGAAGCUACUAUUUGGAAACUGUGUGGCCGCCUACGAUGUGUCCUCUCUCAAGCUUUGUUCUCUUUGCAAGAGAAUUCAAAUUUGUAUAAAAACUUACAUGCCAUCUCAUGUUUUUAUCCCUUUUAAAACUGUUGCUUUUCUCCGCACACACUCCUCUG